Myzus persicae (green peach aphid) is the source of this 576-nucleotide messenger RNA. RefSeq names its product zinc finger BED domain-containing protein 1-like. The record is from RefSeq and is a predicted model, not a curated record. The transcript has a single exon. Lineage: Eukaryota; Metazoa; Arthropoda; Insecta; Hemiptera; Aphididae. Bases 1 to 576 code for a protein of 191 amino acids.
AUGCUGAAUCCUUCAUAUGUAUUGCCAAGCAGGAAGACGGUCUCUAACAACAUAAUACCGAGACUUUAUGAAAGUUGCAAAAACAAUGUACAAUGUUUAAUAGACUCAACUGUAGCAGUGUGUCUUACAACAGAUUGUUGGACUUCAAAUAAGAACACAAGUUUUAUGGCCACAACUGCUCAUUUUUUUGAUGGUAAUACAGAGUUGAAAUCCUUCUGUCUUGACUGUACAGAAUUUAGUGAACGACAUACAGGAGACAAUAUAAGAGCAAAACUUAUGACAAUUGUGAGCAAUUGGAACAUUACUCAUAAAGUGACAGCAAUUGUCAGUGACAAUGCAGCCAAUGUCACAAAUGCUAUCCAAAAGACAAAUUAUCGUCAGGUUUCAUGUUUUGCUCACACAUUGAAUCUGGCUGUCCAAAAUGAUCUUAAGGAUAUUUCAUCGGUCACCCUGAAAGUUAAGAGUAUAGUUGAAUACUUUAAGCGCAGUCAUCAUGCAUUGGCAAAAUUACAUGCCACUCAAAAUCAGAUGAAUAUGCCACAGCUAAAACUCAUACAAGACGUUGCCACAAUAUGA